AAGUCGCCGUUUAGCAGGAUGAGCACUUUUCUCGCAUCGAUUCCCUUUUACAUCUACAUGUGCGUCUGCCUGAUUCUCCAGGAAGAAGUGGCCGCCCAAUUCUUGACUCCGAAUUGCGGUUUAUCCUAUGAACCCAAUAUGGCCACUAGAAUAGUUCACGGCAAGGAAGCUUUACUAAAAUCGGCUCCAUUUAUGGCCUAUUUGUACAACAACUCGAAGCUCCACUGUGGCGGAACGAUCAUCUCCAAUAGGUACAUUCUAACGGCUGCUCACUGUAUGCGGACCUAUCUGAAGGUGCGACUGGGGGAACACGAUGUUACCAGAAACCCCGACUGUCAGGGGAUCUCUUGCUCUCCACCUGUCGAAGAAUUCGACAUCGUUUUGGCAACAAAGUACAAGGGCUUCGAUGGCAGCCUGGCCAAUGAUAUUGCUCUGCUCAAGCUGAGCAGGCUCAUCCGUUUUAAUGCCCACAUACAGCCGAUCUGCCUGAUUCUUAAUCCGGCUGCAGCGCCCAAUGUGCAAGAGUUACAGGCUUUUGGAUGGGGCUACAACGAAAUGGGGCAAUCCGCCAAUGUGCUCCAGACCACGUUUCUAGUCCGCUACGCCCUCAACUACUGCAGAUUGAUGCUGGAAAGGCCUAUCACCGUUAACCAGCUGUGCGUCGGGCUUAAAGGAUCGGACACCUGCUCCGGCGAUUCCGGCGGACCUUUGGUGACCAAGGUGAACUACGAUGGAGUUUGGCGUUACUUGCAGCUGGGCAUCGUUAGCUAUGGCGACGCAUUUUGCCAAAGCCCGGGCGUGUAUACGUAUGUUCCGCACUACAUUAGAUGGAUCCAAAAUGUUAUGCAGACAAAUGGGCAUUAA
Molecule: messenger RNA, 864 nt
Organism: Drosophila erecta
Lineage: Eukaryota; Metazoa; Arthropoda; Insecta; Diptera; Drosophilidae
Product: serine protease grass
Exons: 4
Coding region: 19-864 (281 amino acids)
Biological process (GO): proteolysis
Molecular function (GO): serine-type endopeptidase activity
Source: RefSeq, a predicted model, not a curated record